Messenger RNA from Leguminivora glycinivorella, 3418 nucleotides. RefSeq lists its product as uncharacterized. The record is from RefSeq and is a predicted model, not a curated record. The transcript has 22 exons. Gene Ontology annotation, cellular component: actin cytoskeleton; cytoplasm. Gene Ontology annotation, molecular function: protein binding. The coding region runs from base 122 to 3418 and encodes 1098 amino acids. Lineage: Eukaryota; Metazoa; Arthropoda; Insecta; Lepidoptera; Tortricidae. Gene Ontology annotation, biological process: actin filament polymerization.
AUCGGCCUCGCCUCGGGGAAAAGACUCGGCACUGUUAUUCUACAAACUUGUUGGUCUUAAAGCGUAUUAAUGACUAAAUUAGCACUUCAUAAUUAUACAAGUGAUAAAUGUGACUUUAAAGAUGAGGUUGAUGUGGUGUUUGUGUCUUGUAGUUUUGUGUACCCACUGUACACAAGCUUCAACUCACUGGAUGGUAACUGAGAGCGGUUUGAUACAACCAAAGCUAGAAUCGCCGUUCGAAAUGGCGCGCCCUUACGACUUGUUAGCCUUUUUAAAGCAGGACACUCGAUGGGAUAGUAUUAUAAGCUUGUAUCAUGACAUCACAAAAAGGCAGGAGGCUAUUAAAUUUCUAUGGGAGAAAUUGGAUACAGAUAGCGAUGUACUCGCACAUAUAGCUGAGGAUAAGAACUGUGUGAAGGCUGGACCAGUAAAUAUACUGGAUUGGUAUAAUACUGUUCUAGAAGACGGCAAAACUAAGUUCAUUCCAGAAGAAGAGUAUUGGCUAAAUAAUCCUUACACUGGACAUGAGAGUUUUGUUCCGGACUGUAAAAAGAUAUCUUCUUUGACAUUUAGCAUGUUUGCUUUUGAGCAUUUAGAGGGUAUGAUUAAAAGACAAAAUCUUAGCAUUGAACCGGAAUUGACGCUGCCAGAGCAGAUAUCUCCGAUCAUGACAGUUGACCAGUUUGGCACAUGGCUGGCAAAUAUCCUGCAGCAGAACAGCUCUUCUUGGCUGCAUUACAACAUGGCUUCUCUGUUCUGGAGGGUGCGGGGAAAUGCCCCUAAAGCACUGGAGUGCAGUCGGCGUGCUGUGCAUUAUGCACCCAGGGAAUACAAAGACAUUGCCUUAUUAGGCAUGGGCACCAUAUUUCAUCGCAGCAAAAUGCCUGAAGAUGCAAUCACACUACUUGGAGCUGCUGUGGACCAUGACCCAAAAUUUCCCCUUCAUCAUUUCAUGCUUGCCAACGCCUACGGAGUCGUUGGUGAUUUCAACAGUUCCUUGAAACACCUGGAUGCGAGUUUGAAGCUGCACCCAACGUCUGACCCGGCAAUUAAACAUAGAUAUGGUAUUAUCUGUCAUGCUGGUUUGGUCCAUUAUAAGGAAAGACUUCAAGAAACAUUUAAAAAAUUACGUGAAGAGCUGGUUGAGUACAUUGACAAAGAACGUGAUUGGGUGGAUUUGCAAGCUAUGUUCCUCAAAACAAUGAAUGAUUACGAUCUACUGCAAAUCGAAGACAAUUGUGCCAAAAUGGGCGAACUGACGGGACUCGACUUCGUACAGUUGAAAAAGUCUGGUGACAUGAACACCCUCAUACAACACUUCCUCGACGGCCCGUUGUAUGACGACAAAUGGGUGAAGGAUAAAGGUGUCCAUGCUUUAGAGUCCUUGUACACCCUCCAGAGAUUGAUCAAACACAUACAGAAGCACGCCACUACGUCUUCCGAUAUUGUGAUCCAAUCUGAUCCUAAAUCGAGGAUAAUUAAAGAGAUUGAAAUUAAAUUACAUGAUAUGAGAACAACAGAACAUGAAAAUGAAGCCAGAAUAAUUCGCUUAGGGGGCGAGAAAAAGGCAUCAAGCCAAAUCGAGGACGAUGGAUUUGAAUAUGAAGGAAGGACUCCAAUAUUAUAUCCGCCUACGAUGAAAGUGAGUCGUAACACGGAGGAUUUCGACAAGGACUCAGAUUGGCCGUCGGAUGAAUUCUGCUUGGAAGCCGCUCAUGAAUUCCCGAAAAAUCUCGAAACUAUAUAUCCCGUCUUCUUGCCAUUUGAAAAUAAAGGGAUUAGCGUAGGCAAGUUGCUGACGGAGAAGCUGGGCGUGCCGGCCGACGUUGAGUACGAGCUCCCCUGGCACCCGCCCACGUGCCCUUACGACGCCCACACGGCCACCUUCACGCAGAAACGGGCCGGGAAGCAAGUUGCUGACAGACUAGCUGGGCGUGCUAACGUCGAGUACGAGCUCCCCUGGCACCCGCCCACGUGCCCUUACGACGCCCAUACGACCACCUUCACUCGGAAACGCGCCGGGAAGCAAGUUGCUCACAGGCUAGCUGGGCGUGCUGACGUCGAGUACAAGCUCCCCUGGCACCCGCCCACGUGCCCUUACGACGCCCACACGGCCACCUUCACGCAGAAACGGGCCGGGAAGCAAGUUGCUGACAGACUAGCUGGGCGUGCUAACGUCGAGUACGAGCUCCCCUGGCACCCGCCCACGUGCCCUUACGACGCCCAUACGACCACCUUCACUCGGAAACGCGCCGGGAAGCAAGUUGCUCACAGGCUAGCUGGGCGUGCUGACGUCGAGUACAAGCUCCCCUGGCACCCGCCCACGUGCCCUUACGACGCCCACACGGCCACCUUCACGCAGAAACGGGCCGGGAAGCAAGUUGCUGACAGACUAGCUGGGCGUGCUGACGUCGAGUACGAGCUCCCCUGGCACCCGCCCACGUGCCCUUACGACGCCCACACGACCACCUUCACUCGGAAACGCGCCGGGAAGCAAGUUGCUCACAGGCUAGCUGGGCGUGCUGACGUCGAGUACAAGCUCCCCUGGCACCCGCCCACGUGCCCUUACGACGCCCACACGGCCACCUUCACGCAGAAACGCGCCGGGAAGCAAGUUGCUGACAGACUAGCUGGGCGUGCUGACAUCGAGUACGAGCUCCCCUGGCACCCGCCCACGUGCCCUUACGACGCCCACACGACCACCUUCACUCGGAAACGCGCCGGGAAGCAAGUUGCUCACAGGCUAGCUGGGCGUGCUGACGUCGAGUACAAGCUCCCCUGGCACCCGCCCACGUGCCCUUACGACGCCCACACGGCCACCUUCACGCAGAAACGCGCCGGGAAGCAAGUUGCUGACAGACUAGCUGGGCGUGCUGACAUCGAGUACGAGCUCCCCUGGCACCCGCCCACGUGCCCUUACGACGCCCACACGACCACCUUCACUCGGAAACGCGCCGGGAAGCUAGCUGGGCGUGCUGACGUCGAGUACAAGCUCCCCUGGCACCCGCCCACGUGCCCUUACGACGCCCACACGGCCACCUUCACGCAGAAACGGGCCGGGAAGCAAGUUGCUCACAGACUAGCUGGGCGUGCUGACGUCAAGUACAAGCUCCCCUGGCACCCGCCCACGUGCCCUUACGACGCCCACACGGCUACCUUCACGCAGAAACGGGCCGGGAAGCAAGUUGCUGACAGACUAGCUGGGCGUGCUGACGUCGAGUACAUGCUCCCCUGGCACCCGCCCAUGUGCCCUUACGACGCCCACACGGCCACCUUCACGCAGAAACGCGCUGGGAAGCAAGUUGCUGACAGACUAGCUGGGCGUGCUGACGUCGAGUACGAGCUCCCCUGGCACCCGCCCACGUGCCCUUACGACGCCCACACGGCUACCUUCACGCAGAAACGGGCCGGGAAGUAA